UUGACAUCCUGUCACAACUCACGACAGCCACGCACCGCCGAUCUUGUUCUCAUUCAAUAAUCCUAGAGACGCAGAGGCCCCCCUGAUCUGCAGAGAGAUUUUGCAACGAUAUGGGGUAAUCUCUAAGCGAGUACCGCGGACGGUUGAUCCAAGUGCAUCCCGCAGGAUGGGGAACGACGGUUUAAAGAGAGCGAUCCCGCCAGAGAAGAUCGCUGGAUUGAGUUGCACAGCUUGGUUGUUACACAUAGUCAAGGAUGCAUGCUAAGUACAUCCUCGCGCUGAUCGGCGCAGCAGCAGCUGGGCCCUUGGAAGGCCUUCGUGGGGGACUUGAGAAGCGAGGUGUCACCCCAAUUCCCCCUCUUCAAAUUGCCAAGGGUGAGAAAUUCAUCGGCGCCCCCGCAGUCGCCAAACCCCUCGAUGCCAAGGUCGCAUUCAGCCCCAAUGCCAUGAACAUGCACCAAGAUGGUGGCAACACCGGCACCAUUGGUCUCCCUGGCCCCCUUGGGAAGGACCUCAAGUUGACCACGGCAGUUGGGGGCCUGCACAUUUUGCUGUGGACGCGUAAGGGUCAGAUGGUAGUGGGCUAUACGACCUUGAGCUUGUCGGGGCUGAAAUGGGGCAUCGCGGCCGUUGGGGAGGACAUGGGUGUGCAGGCGGAAUGGUAUCCUGAGGUGGACGGACAGACGCUCAACGUAGCCUACAUGGAGUUGAUGCUGGAGACGAACGAGCUGGUCGUCACGUCCAAAGAGGGCCAGAUUUACAUCAUCAAGGUCAAUGAGGACGACGAGGAGCCGACGCUGGAGCUCCAGCAAAUGAUCAACUUGACGUCGACUCUCGGCAAGGGCGAGAUGCUCAUGAACGCCAUGUACGACUCGGAGCAAAACCUCUGGUUCAGCAGCGGCGGGCUGCGCGAGAAUGGUGGCCACGGUGACUCGGCCCAGAACAGCUCCACGAUCGGUUACCUCGAGAAGGGAGGCAUGGGCGUGAUCCACGAGCUCCACAUCGAGGACCAGAUGAUCGAGAACGGCAUUGCCGUGGACGGGACCACCGCGUACGUCAUCACCGGCCCUUCCGGCAAGCAGGACAAGGCCGGUGCGAAAGGGUACUUCAUGGCCUUCGGUCCCGGCAAGGACAAGACGCUCACAACCCACUGGAAAGUGACGUACGACGCGGGCGACAAGAAGAAGCCCGGCUCGUUUUCGCGUGGGUCAGGCGCGACGCCCGCGCUCAUGGGCGACCAGUAUGUCGCAAUGACGGACGCAAAGGAAGGCCAGUCACAGCUGGUGAUCUACCACCAGAAGGCGCAGAAAGACGCCGAGUCGCAGGUUGUGUGCAGCGUGCCGGUCUUCCCCGAGACCGGGAGCAAGGUCGACAUCGCGCCGCUGGUUCACAAGCAGGGUGACACGUACAGCGUGUACCUGUGCAACGGGUACAACGCGCCCCCGCUGUUUUACGCCGACACGGGCACCCUCAACGGCAAAUGGAACAACCUGACGCAGAUGACGCCGGGCGUUGCGCGCAUCGACGUGUCCUCCGAGGGCGAGUGCAACAUCGCCUGGGAGAAGGACGACCUGCGCAUCCAGUCCGUGCCGAUCAUCUCGACGAAGAACGGCCUGGUGUACGGAUACACCCAGGCGGAGGAGUUCACGGACGACGGGCUGUAUGUGUGGUAUAUUGUGGCUCUGGACUGGAGGACGGGCGAGGAGGUGUGGAGGAUUCGUGCUGGCGCUGGUGGCACGUUCAACGAUGAUUACCAGCCUGGAGCGCUGGGUCCGGACGGCAGCUUCUACCAGAGUGUGAUUGGAGGGUUGAUCCGUCUGCAGGAUGGGGCUUAAUCGGUGAUGUUUCAUGGGGGUUGUUGAGACGUAUUGCUAUGGUGGUCUCGAUGUGUAGUCUGUCAGACGUGAUAUGAGGAGACAGCAGAAAUUACAUUAAUAUAUAUUAUGAUAAUCUUGAG
Molecule: messenger RNA, 1957 nt
Organism: Aspergillus campestris IBT 28561
Lineage: Eukaryota; Fungi; Ascomycota; Eurotiomycetes; Eurotiales; Aspergillaceae
Exons: 2
Coding region: 255-1835 (526 amino acids)
Source: RefSeq, a predicted model, not a curated record